CAGGUGGGCUGUGGGAGGCUACAAAAUGAGGCCACUGCCUCUGUCUACGGUCCAAGAGUCCAAGAGAGGAGCAUUUUCCCUCUUCUCUGACCAAGUGAUUAAGAUCCUAGGGUGGCCUUUGUGCCUAGUACUCACAGACAGGUAGGGUAUGUGAGAUAGAAACACCUUUGGGGAACACUAUCAGUGAUGAAAGCAGGCAGGCCUGACUCAAGUGGGUUUGGGGUUCAUUUCUGGUUUUUGGCUGCCACUGAUAAUCCAUCCAGUUGACCUGCUCUGUCCACUUCAUUAAUACCCGGGUAUCUGCCUCAUUGGGGUAAAGGGGACUGUGUUAGUUUUAUGAUAAUUGCCUGUUGGUAGCAAAUAGUCAUGAUGAGACGUGAGGAGGUGAGCAGAGACUGUGGGAGCAAGAGCUGUGUGGCUGCUGGGAGGUGCUCAGAUACACCGGAAAUGAGGUGAGGAGCUCACCAGCAGCCCACAAAGACCUUCCUGGCUGUCCUAGACAGGGCCAAGCAGCUCACAGUGGCCUUGGUAAGUACUGUCCCAUUCUCCAUCCUGGGCCAGUUCCUAAGCCUCUCCGGGCCCUGGGGUCUGGGAGGGAUAGGUCCUGCCUGGUCAGGCCAUUGAGACUUGGCUGUAGCCAGGUUAGUGAACUCAGCCUUCUCUGUGUAAGAUGCCUACACCCCAAGCUUGAACAGACAGGCCCUUACCUCAGAAGACUGUUCUCCCUCAUUUUGCUCAUCCUGAACUCUUAGGUGAGCCCCUAAUCAGUUCUUCUAAGGGCAACUUUAGGAAAAGCAGGGAUCCUGGGAAGGGAGGAGUAGGGUGGGGAUACUUUGCCUUCAUAGCAGCUCUUCCUAUUCAGCACUCUCCCCCCACCCCCAACUGCUUAGCUUCUGUAGUGAGUAGUCUAGGAACAUCACCUGACACAAGGGGUCACUCCUGGGCAGUGGUGGCUGGAGGUGAGGUCUGUGGUCUGUGGCUCAAAGUCAGAGUGAUAUCAGAGAUUCCCCCCAGGUAAUGGGUUUGAGCUACAGUGAGUACAGUAUAUAGCCUUGUUCAGGUCAUAGCUGCCCCUGGCCAUGCUCCUCCAUUUCCACAGCCAUCUCUGAUAACUAAAGGAACCCUAGGUAGAGAAGGAUCAGUGGGGCAGGGCAAAAACACAAGGCCUGGGGGUUUCCGGUGUGCUGAGUCAACCAGGGAGAAAGACCCCACCAGCUGGGCAAGAUCUGCAAGUAGAGCUGCAGGUGUGCACUAGUUCCUCAGUCAGCCCCCAGCGCUCAUUUUUUCUGUCCUCAGGUCCCUCUUCCCUGCUUUACAAGAUGAGGCCACCAGUGCCUUCAGCCCCACUAGCCCUCUGGGUCUUGGGAUGCUUCUCCCUGCUCCUCUGGCUGUGGGCACUGUGCACAGCCUGCCACAGGAAGCGGGCUCAAAGGCAACAAACUGGGCUACAGGGCAGUUUGAUACCAGUGGAAAUGUCACUGCUGAGACAGACCCACCUCUGCUCCCUCAGCAAGUCUGACACCAGAUUGCAUGAGCUUCACCAAGGCCCACGCUGCAGCAUAGCCCCACGGCCUGCUAGCAUGGAUCUCCUGCAUCCACACUGGCUGGAGGUAUCCAGGGGCAGCACCAGGUCUCAAGUAACUCCCUCUGCCUUCCCACCUCGGCAGCUGCCCAGGGCCCCUCCUGCUGCCCCUGCAACUGCACCUUCUACUAGCCCCGAGGCCACUUAUUCCAAUGUGGGGCUGGCUUCGAUUCCCAGGGCCAGCCUGGCUGCUAGCCCUGUGGUAUGGGCUGGAACACAGCUGACCAUUAGCUGUGCCAAGCUUGGGCCUGGGGCCGAGUAUGCCUGCAUCCAGAAGCGCAAAGAGACAGAGCAGGGCUACCAAGAAUUGCAGCAGAAGGCUAAGGUGAUCCCAACUACUCAGAUGGAUCUCCUGUACUCCAGGGUCUGCAAGCCUAAAAGGAGAGACCCAAGACCUGACACAGAUCAGCUGGCCCCCCAGGGUGGGAGAGCAGUUCUGGCCUUUGGGAUUGAUGUGGAAUAUGAGGCCAUCACUCUCAGGGGCCAGGAUAUGAACCAAGAUCCCUUAGAAAAUGUGUAUGAAAGCAUCAGGGAGAUGGGCCCCUGAGAAGUUGAGGCCUUACAUCCUGUUUAUUAACAUGAGUUGACAUAGUUAAGGGUACCAAGGCUUCUGCCUCAACAGGGUUUGAUUGCAGAUCCUUCUGUGUCCUUCCACCCCCACAGCUGACAGCACAAAUUUCAGGUCCAGUCCCUGUGGCCUAAUUAAAUCUCUGUCACAUAAGAUUGGCUCUCAGUUGCUUUUUUUGAAAGCUGGGAAGAUUGGAGUGGGAGUUUUCCAAAAGGGCUAUAGAUGUCCCUUUCUGACCUCUGGGAGAGUUUCCUCAUACCUGGUCCCAGGACCCUGAUAUCAUGACCUGGUUGUGAGACUCAGAAGUCAGUGGGCGGGAAGAAAGGCAAACAAGCCCUUUGCUGUGGUGGUUUCCCAGGCUGAAAGGUCUGGGACAGCAUGUCCACUUAGAAAUGUGAGAUCUGGACUCUCAGAUCCUCCUACAGCCUCUGCCACCAUCCCUUGAGGUUACAUAAGUAGGCAGAGGUAGACAGGCAGGCAUUAAAGAGUAACUUGCUCCUAGGAGGCUGGUUAGAAAAGUGCAGCCCUUUCCUAACCCUGAUAGCUCAGCGCUUACCCUAGUCCCUUGGGAAAACCAGCCCUCAGGCUGCAGUGUGCUGGGCUUAGCCUGAGUUGAGCCAGCCCCUCCACUACCGGGGCAGGGCCAGACACGGACCACUUAGGGUGCUUGCCUCGGGUGGGGCUUCGUAGUGGGUGUAGUCCGUCAGGCAGUUGUGGGUCUUGUGGGUGGAGGCUGGAUUCUGGGUGGGGGUUGGCUGGCCUGGCCCUGGCCUGUGGCACAGUCUGGAGAGUUGAGCCUUACCUCUGUAACAUAGGCUUCCAGACGACUGUGGAGGCCGAGCGCCCCCCGGAACUGGGUCGGGUCUGUGAACGUCACCCGCCCCACUCUCAGGGUCAGGACCUAGGGUCCAUAGCCUCUCCAGAACCUAGGGGGCUGCAGAUCACGACUCUGCCUGAAUGCAGAGGGCAUGAGUCAGCGCCAGGCUGGUUACUGUGCCCACACCACCACAGGUACCAGUGCGCAAGGGCACUGCCAAAGUUUCUUUCCCUGCAAAGAUGGUAUCAGGGCUGCACAAACUUUGGGCCCUGAAGGCGUUGCCAGCUGGGGGUGCUGCGUAGGCCGGCCAGUGUGUGUGGGUUAGGCCAAGUGGAGCUGAGAGGCCAAGCAGAUGCUUCCUGCCACCGGAGCAGGGGGCGGGGCUAGGGCGGGGCCGUGUAGUCCACACAGGCUGCAUCCGGUGUGGGAGUUGGGCGCCAAACAGAUUUGAGAUGGAGUCUGAGGUCCCUAGGCCAACUCCUCCACGGAGCCCUCCAACCCCUAUUUUCAGGGCCCUUCCAUAGGUGGCGGCCUUGUAGUCUUGGAGUUCUUAGAGCCACAGGAACCUCAGGCUGUGGACCUCAGGAAGCAAGUCUGGAGCCUCAGUAUGCUCCCAACGCCUUCUGAUCACAUCCCAGUGCCAGAAGUGAGUCUGGCUUGGAGCCCUGGAAGGAAGCCAACCACGUCUUCUCCAUCCACUCCAUCUUCCCCCGCUGCCCCCAGAAGCAGCCCACCUUCUGUUUGGGAGGCCACCCUGAGAAAAAGGAAGGAGACAGGCAGAGCCAGAAUGGAAUGAUGGGAAGAGGACUUCUCCUACACAGAGCUGGAUGUUGGUAUGCCACAGUGACCAAGCCUACCAGCAAGGUGAGGCCACAGAUGAAGAUUGGGGGCAGGUCUCAGAGCACUCUAGAGAGAAACAGAACAGGGCCUGUGACUCCUUCCAGAGAUGCCUGGCCCCCAACCACCUGGAGCCAUAGCCCACUGAGACCCAAGCCUACAUCCCAGCCCUGCCUGCUAAGCUUAGGGUCAACUUGAGGAAGCCCUGGGAUAAUGCCAAGAAGUGCCGGAAAGUGUAUGGCAUGGACCACAGGGACCUGUGUACACAGCCUGCCGCUGGAAGAAAGCCUACCAGCAGUUCCUGGACUGAGCCUACCCCAUAAUGUUACUGCCUGACCUUUCUCCACUCCCAGCCUGAAGCUACACCAAACCUGUGGUGGCUUUGAUGGCCCUGGACUCCUAGAGAUGGAGGAGUGACUGGCUACUCAAAGUGCCUUGGAAGAAACCAGCCUUUUGCACUAAAGCCAGACUGCAUGUUGUCCUUUUAGCUCCAGGGGCAGCUUGCCUCCCUGCCUCUCACUCACAGACUUGUCAAAGAUGUCAGUGGGCUCUACUAAAGCCUGUUUAAGUUGCACUUUGAGAGGUGUCAGGGAGAGUAUUCUCCUGCCCACAUUUAACAGUGGUGGUUCCAGGCCCCCCCUGGGGCUGACAUUUUACCAUGUUAAUGAAGCUCAGGUGUCUUGUGUUUGGGCUAUAUCAGUCAAGGAGAAAAAUUAAAAACUGUGGGGGUUGUUUGUUUGUU
Messenger RNA from Onychomys torridus (southern grasshopper mouse), 4546 nucleotides. RefSeq names its product Lck interacting transmembrane adaptor 1 (gene Lime1). Bases 1320 to 2129 code for a protein of 269 amino acids. The transcript has 9 exons. Gene Ontology annotation, molecular function: protein kinase binding. The record is from RefSeq and is a predicted model, not a curated record. Gene Ontology annotation, biological process: regulation of transcription by RNA polymerase II; regulation of canonical NF-kappaB signal transduction; regulation of phosphatidylinositol 3-kinase/protein kinase B signal transduction. NCBI's taxonomy places the organism in Eukaryota, Metazoa, Chordata, Mammalia, Rodentia, Cricetidae. Gene Ontology annotation, cellular component: B cell receptor complex.